Miscanthus lutarioriparius is the source of this 2133-nucleotide messenger RNA. Lineage: Eukaryota; Viridiplantae; Streptophyta; Magnoliopsida; Poales; Poaceae. The record is from the annotation of a GenBank genome assembly.
AUGUCGUCCGACCCCUCGCCCCACCUCCCGUCGCCGGUGGCCCCGCCGGGCGCGGCGGAGGCGGAUCCCCAGCCCCUGCCCCUGCCCCUGCCCCAGCCCGCUGAGCCGCCCGAGGUGAUGCACCGGACGAGGGCCGUCGACUUCCUCGGGCGACGCACGCCCAUCGUCUACCAGAACGACAACGGGCCCUGCCCCCUCCUCGCCAUCUGUAACGUGCUUCUGCUGAAGAAUGUGAUCAGCCUGAACCCUGACGAGGGCGAGGUGUCGCAGCAGAGGUUGCUCUCGCUCGUGGCCGAGCGCCUCAUCGACCCCAACAUCGCCGUACAGGACAAGGACGAGGAGUAUGUUCGCAACAGGGAGCAGAACGUCGCAGAUGCCAUUGAUCUUCUCCCGCGCCUCGCAACAGGCAUUGAUGUGAACGUGAUGUUCAGGAAGAUUGAUGACUUUGAGUUCACCCGAGAACGUGCUAUAUUUGAUCUUCUGGAUAUCCCGCUAUACCAUGGAUGGAUUGUGGACCCUCAGGAUACUGAAACUGCUACUGCUAUUGGAUCGAAGUCCUACAAUGCUCUUGCCUCCGGACUUGCUGAAUUCAAGUCAGGUAAACCAACAGAAGAAAAUAAACAUGUGGAGGAAGAAACUGUUGAUUUUGCUGCCGCAACAACUGCAACUUUAAAGAUUCCGUCUCCCAGUGUUUCUCGUGGGAGAUCAUUUGAUGAACUUACUCUCUCAAACUCAACUGAACCACAUAAAAGGCGAGGUGACCUUGAGGAAGAAGAGGAACUGAUGAGGGUCCUCAAUCUAUCCAAAGCUGAAAGUGGGGAUGCAGUUGAUGGAGAAGUUUCUUUGGACACUUCACAUAGUCAUUCAUCGUCCAACAUGGAGACACCACAAAGUGAGAGUUUUCAGUCAGAAGCACCUGAGGUGGUGGGGGCUGCAAAAAAAGAGGAACAUGGCGAUCACGCUGUGAGUGAUGAUGGCUCCAUGCUCACAAAUGGUGCUGUUAAUGGCAGUGAAGUUGUGCUUGAAGAAUCCCAAGAAACUUUGACAUCUAAAGAACCAGAGGACAGUGGAAUAAAGAAUAUGUUACCAGGGGACCUUGAUAUACCCAUUCAAUCUUCAGAAUCUACUCCCUCUUGUCCGUCUCAUGAAUCCUUUGCUACCAGUGAUCACCAACCUGCUGUUCCUACUCUUGUUGAAGGUGAUAAAGAAACCUGCAGAGAACAGUUUGAUGUACAAAUUCAUGGCCAGUCUAAUGAUACUGAGGCUGCUUGUGACUCGUUAGUUGCAACUUGUGGAGCUGUUCCAGGUCAUGCUACAACAGAACUGGAUGUGAAAAGUGAUUUUUUAGAUAAAUCUGAGCCUCUACCUUCAAGCAUUCAGGAAUGUGAACCAAUAUACCAAGGUGAAGAGCAUGUACUUGGCACCACAAAUAUGGUGUAUGAAAAUCAAGAGCCAGUGUAUGAGGGGGAGGUGGUUCUUGCUGAGCAGGCUGACAAGACUGGGGAAAGCAGCCCUUCCGUGGGUGACAAGGCCACAGAACAUCAAUGGGAGCUGAUUGAUAAUUUUCUGCAGACCACUGCUAACCAGCUGACUGUCUAUGGUCUCUUCUGUUUACAAGAGGGACUUAACGAAAGUGAGCUUUGUGUCUUCUUCCGUAAUAACCACUUCAACACUAUGUUCAAGUACAACGGAAGUCUAUAUCUCCUAGCAACUGAUCAAGGUUUUAUAAGCCAAACUGAUUUGGUAUGGCAAAGGUUGGAUGAGGUGAAUGGAGAUGGGGUUUUUCUUACCAGCAACUUCACACCCUUUAAGGCUGAAACUCCAAGAAAUGAUUCAUGGAAUGAACAGCAAGCUAUGACGAGUACUGCUGAUUACCUUGCUCAAUUUGACAACACUUCUGGAAACUCUGAUCUGGAGCUAGCUAUAGCACUUCAACAGCAAGAGUUUGAGCGGCAGCCACAAAGGUUUCAAGCUCCACCACCACAGCAGCAACAACAACAGCAACAACCACCUCAGACGCAGCACCAACCGACUCAAUCUGGCCGACCAGGACUUGUUGUUGGUCCAAGGAGGUCCAACGUCCCACCUCCGUCGAGAAGUGAAUCGAAGAAAGAGAGGUGCAUCGUGAUGUAA